AUGAAAGUAUUGUUGUUGUUCGUGUUAGUUUUUGGGUGUUUCAAUUUUAUUUUCUCAAAGAAAGGAGCAAAAAAUAAUUCAUAUGAAUGGAAAAUUGUUGGUAUACAGAAACCGGUUCUUAUGACAUUGGACGAAACUGAAACAAAAAUCACAGACGGAAUGCACUUUCACGUGUUUAAAGCUAUUCAAGAGAAAUUAAAAUUUAGAUAUUCUCUUGUAAAACCAAUGCCAGAAAGUUUUGGAUAUUUAACUGAAAACGGCUCGUGGACUGGAUUAGUUGAAAAAUUAGUAAAUAAGAACGCCGAUAUGGCCUUCAAUGGUUUAUUCCUCAACCCAACUCGUUUUGCAGCAGUGGAAUUUACUACACCAUUAGAGUUUCAGACUGCUGUGUUUUCCAUCAAAGCUCCAGAAAGAAUUCCAAAUUGGAUUUCCAUAAUAAAACCUUUCGGUUUAGAUAUGUGGAUAGCGAUUCUCUCAACGGUAUUCAUAUUUGGAUUAGUAUUGCAUAAAGUGAUCGAAAGGGAUUUCCUCACUGACGAAGUGGGAAUAUUCUGGCCACGAAGCCGUGUGUUCUGGAAUUUAUUUUGCACGCUUGUUUACCAAGGAAUUAAACUGGAGAACGUGAAAAGAUUCAAAUCCAGAUUUCUCGUGUCAAUGUGGUUGCUAUCAGUUGUAGUGUUGAUAAGUAGUUAUAGUGGAACUUUAAUAUCUUUUAUGUCUUGUCCAAUAACCGAGUCUGUUCCAAAAACUUUUGACGAACUAGCGAUUGCUGUCAAAAAUGGUGAGUAUUCGUGUGGUACUUUAGAAAAAGGAGCUAUAUGGAGUUACCUUAUGAAUUCCAACAACAACAAGGAAAAAAUUUUUAAAGAUAACAUCCUACGUCACAACAAUUUUUUGUCUUUGUCGAUUGCAAGCGAAAAAGUUAAGAAAGAACGUUUUUCUGUGAUAGACAGUAAAUAUUACACAAAUAAACUAGUGCAAAAAGAUCCACACGCAUAUAUCAUUUCUACAGAUGUUCUCGUCACAUUUGUUCAGUUUUAUGCUGUAAGAAAAGAAUUUCCGUUUAAGAAGGAAUUAAGUAAAACUGUAAUACGUAUAUUUGAAGCUGGAAUCGUCGAGAGAAAAGAUUAUGCAGAAACACCAAAGCUGCUAAAGUAUUCAGAAUUCCACGCAUUAGAAUUGGCUGACGUCAUUAGUCCAAUGAUAUUGCUUUCGAUUGGAUUUGCUUUAGCAUUAAUGUGCUUAUUUCUAGAAUUAUUCUGUAAAAGAAUAAUUGAAAAUCAACACGUGUAA
Messenger RNA from Centruroides sculpturatus (bark scorpion), 1293 nucleotides. RefSeq names its product glutamate receptor ionotropic, delta-1-like. The transcript has 9 exons. Bases 1 to 1293 code for a protein of 430 amino acids. Gene Ontology annotation, cellular component: membrane. Lineage: Eukaryota; Metazoa; Arthropoda; Arachnida; Scorpiones; Buthidae. The record is from RefSeq and is a predicted model, not a curated record. Gene Ontology annotation, molecular function: glutamate-gated receptor activity.